Molecule: messenger RNA, 4919 nt
Organism: Hyaena hyaena (striped hyena)
Lineage: Eukaryota; Metazoa; Chordata; Mammalia; Carnivora; Hyaenidae
Gene: HAUS6
Product: HAUS augmin like complex subunit 6
Exons: 17
Coding region: 237-3107 (956 amino acids)
Biological process (GO): spindle assembly
Cellular component (GO): HAUS complex; mitotic spindle microtubule
Molecular function (GO): microtubule binding
Source: RefSeq, a predicted model, not a curated record
UCUUGGUCUGUGUUGGCUUCGCUUAGGCAGCUCUGCUGUAGUACCGUUAGGGACUCUAUUUCCCUGGGAUUUUACGUCCAUUUGAGGUGAAAUGACUCCGGGCGAGAGAGGAACCAGCGGUGGCAGUGGAGGGGCCGCCACUCCCUCAGGCUGCCCGUAGGGAGGGCGCAUGAAGGCCCCCUGAGUCGUUCAGGCCUGCGCUUAGUUCCUUUGCAGUGAUACUGCCUCCCGCGAAGAUGAGCUCGGUGUGGGUCACCAAUUUCGAGAAGGAGCAUCUCUGGAUGUAUCUGCACGCGCUCGGUUUCGAGCCAGGCCCGGCCACCGUUGCCUCCGGAAAGAUCGUGUCUCACACGCACCUCGGAGUGAACAUGUUUGACAAGCUGAAUCGUGAUGCCUUUCAAAUUGUUUCUUAUUUUUUGUUCCAAACGUUGGACAAAUCUCUCACCAAAGAAGUUUUCAAGCUUUGUUGGCCUCCAUUUGACCAAAAAAGUGACACUGAGUUCCGGAAACAUUGUUGUGAAUGGUUAAAAAAGAUUUCUGCUGAAUGUGGAAGUAGCUUUCCUCAAGUUGUUGGUUCACUAUUUCUUUCUCCUGGUGGUCCUAAAUUUAUUCAUCUGAUGUAUCAUUUUGCAAGAUUUGUAGCAAUAAAAUAUAUAAAAGCCCAUUCUAGAAAAUCAUCUGUACAUUUUACGGAGACAUUUAAUGUAAAGCCACAAGAUAUGCACAAAUGCAUUGCCAGAUGCCAUAUAGCACGCAAUAGAUUUUUACAUAUUUUGCAAAGAGAAGAUUGUGUUAUCCGAGAGUAUCAGGAAAAUGCACAAUUGUUAGUUAAACAAGUACGGAAUUUGAGAUCAGAGUGUAUGGGACAGGAAAACCAAAUAAGAAAAAUGGAACCUUAUGAUGACCAAAGUAAUAUACAAGAGAAAAUCCAAAAGGUUCGGUCUUUGUGGGCUUCCGUAAAUGAAACACUCACAUUUUUGGAAAAAGAAAGAGAAGUUGUUGAUGUAGUCCUUAGUCUUGUUAACCAAUACACUUUAGAUGGAACUAAUGUUGCUAUCAAUAUUCCAAGGCUCUUACUUGACAAAAUUGAGAAACAGAUGGGUCAGUUGCACAUAGGAAAUGUUUACGAGGCUGGAAAAUUGAACCUGUUAACAGUUAUUCAGUUAUUAAAUGAAGUGUUGAAAGUAGUAAAACAUGAACGUUAUCAGGCUGACCCAGCAAGACUGACAGUAGACCUUCAGUUCCUUGAAAAAGAGACCAAACUUCAGAGAGAAAGAUUAUCAGACCUGAAGCGUAUGAGGUGUAAAAUAAAAGAAGAUCUCACAACUAUAAAACAUUUUGUUGCUGCAAAGCAAGGAGAAUGGCAUAAAAAGUGGAAAGAUUUUCUUGGUGUGUCUCCUUUCUCUCUAGUUAAAGGGUCAACUCCAGCUGUGGAUCUUUUACCACCAAUGUCUCCCCUUUCAUUUGAUCCUGCCUCAGAAGAAGUGUAUGCUAAGAGUAUUCUUUUGCAGUACCCUGCUUCACUUCCAGAUAUACCUAAGCAACAUAAUGAAGAAGAUGAUUGCAGGAAAGCCAGUGAUAUACCGGGAACUGUAUGUGGUCUAACCAACAGACCUGCUUCUUUCCUGUUGCAACCAGUUUCAUCAUCGGGUAUACACAGUGUUAGAUUGCUUGAAAAGGACAUGAAGAUAACUCCUAGAGAAGGAAAUGAAACACCUUCUAAGGAGUCACCAAAAUUUGAAAUGGAAGACUCUUCAUCAUCAAAUACUGCAAGAAAUACAGAGAAUACUGCAUUUGCAGGGUCUCUGCCAGCUAAAAAUAGUGAUCCAUUCCAAAAAGAGCAGGAUCAUUUGGUAGAAGAGGUUGCAAGGGCAGUUUUAUCUGAUUCACCAGAACCCUCUAAAGGAAAAGAACUAAAAUUAGAGGAACUAAUUGAUACUCUAGUUUCUAACCCAUUCUUAACAAGGAACCAAAUUCCCCGAACUCCAGAAAACUUGAUAAGUGAAAUUAGGAGCUCAUGGAGAAAAGCUGUUGAAAUAGAAGGUAACAGAAGUACAGAACUGAUUCAGAUGGAUACCGAAGAUAGAGAAAUAUCGCCAGAAUCCUCACCUGUGUUGCAUAACCAAAGAGAAGUGAGCAGGACCAGCUUUCUCUCAGCAACCACCGUAUCCGAUUCUAGCCAUUGGCAUUUGCCUGAAGAGAAAGUUCGUUCCGAUUGCCUCAAGUGUGUGCCUCAGAAACGUGCAGUGACCAGUCACAUCGAUGGACUGUCAGCACAUCAGUCAGGUUUGUUAAAUAAGAAAGUAAUAUACCAGCAAGGUUUGGAGUCCACAGCGUUACAGAACAGGCUUUUAGAAACUAGCCAAACAGAGACAUUGUCCCCUGCUGCAGGUAAUAGGAGAGUCGUGAUGGGUAGCAGUGAGGAGGAGUAUGUUAAAAUAGCAGACCACUCCAGAGCUUCUUACAAAGAACCUUCCAUGCAUAAAAGUAUGUUCUGGGACUCUUUUCAACUAUCAAGUGGAAUUAGUUCCAGGAGUUUAAAGGAUAUUGAUUUUGGCAUAUUACAUGAAACUCUUCCAGAAGAAGUUGGUCACUUAAGUCUUAAUAGCUCUAGUAGUACAGAGGCCAAUUUUAAACUGGAACCAGAUAGUCCUAUGCACGGCGGCAUUUUUCCUGAAGAUGUUGUGGGAGAAAGACCGACUACUCCAGAAUCAGACUUUAAUUUACAGGCUAUUUGCCGUCGGUACGAAGCUCUGAAAAAAUCUCUGCCCAAGAAAAGAGAAGAAACUGACUUUUUGAAUUCUGAAACACUUGAAAGACACAAACCAGAAUUGAGCCCUAUUCCCACAAACAUGCAAACAAAUGAUAUGCUUGACUUUUUGGACAGUUGGAAUUUGCACAGUGAUUAUACAAAACCAUCUUUACGCGUGUCCCUUGGUGAAAGAAAACGGUCUCUUUCACCACUAAUUAAGUUUUCUCCAGUGGAACAAAGAUUGAGAACCACAGUAACUUGUAGUUUUGGAGAACUUCUACCUAAUUUAAAAGAAGAAGAAGUCUUGAAUAAGAGCCUUGAUGCAAACAAAUCUCCAUCAGACUUGAAAAGAUGAAGCAGAGUUUCCAGUUAAUUUAACUAUGAUGUACUUAACAUUUCAAGCAGUCACAGGAUAAAAACUGAUUUAUAAUUUAAAUACACGUUGGAAGUGUAACUCUUUUUUCAAGGCCUAAAAAAAUCCUAAAUGAUGCCUUUUAGCAAACAGUUUUUAGGUAAAGAGAGUAUGUUUGGAUUCUCUUUGUAUGGCUAUGAGGUUUAAAUGUGAAGUAUUUGGGAGGUAGACCUCAUGUUAUGUGAAGGCAUUUUGAUUCUUUGAAUAACUUGUAAGCGUUAAGUAAAUAGCAAAGUAGUUUAAUUUAUUAUGUUAUAAUUUCAGUUGAUUAAUGUAAACAUGAGUGGUUUUUGAUAUACUUUUAUUAAGUGGUUAACAUAAUAGCCAUUGAAUAUACUGACCUUUCAUUUUAGGGAAAUAUAGAACUUCUACUGUUUCUUUAUGGAACAUUAUAGUACUAACCAAAAAAACUGAUUAAAGUAGUGCCUUGGGAUGUGUAGUCAAGGUGAGGAAAAUUUAAGUUUGGGAAAGCUCUAAGCAGGCUUAAUGAUUAUUUAAGUAGGUUGGUCCUGGAAAAUGUUUGAUGGAAUAAAAUGUAUGUGAUGAAAAGUGAAGACUGGGGCGGGAUGAAUUUAGAUAAAAGGAAAAAGAUGGAAGAUGACUAGACAUUUUUAAGGAACACUGUCAAAAACUAUAAAUCCAUUCAAUGGGUUGUGCAGCAGAUUUACAUUUAGUCUAAUUUAGACUUUGAGAAUUUAGCCCUAGUUUUAUAUUUUAACAAAAGAUGUAAAUUAAAAAAACUUUAUUAGUCUCUGUUUAUUGUUGGUUUAUUUGUGGGGGGGGUUGGUUUUUAGGGAAAGGAGCUAGUUUUGAUUGUGUUACUUUUCUUCUCAAAAACCAUCAGUUCCCCACUGCCUAUGAAUAGCCUCAGAAUAACUUGAGAAAACUGAAUUUGGGGUGCUUGCUUAGUCACAUAGUGAUGUCUUUGGUGAAGCCAAGGUUUGACCCUAUUUUCUUCCGUAAUAUUCUACAAGACCUUCAAGAAGUAACUAAAAGGCCAGGAUAAACAAUAUGGCCAAGGGAGUUGGCCUGUUGAUCUUCUGAACUGAGUGGGGAAUCACAUGUGAGGCCUCCGGUUCAGUAACCUGCCUCACUCUGUCAUGCUCCCCAGCUGGGAAAGUGACUUGUCUCUGCCAUCCAGGUGUAUGCAUGCCAUCGCCCUCUGUGGACCAGGAGGAAUGAGCAGGCACUGGAAAGGUGAUAGCACUUACCCUGUCUAGCCCCAACUCUUAAGCAUUAAAACCUUGUUCAUUUCUCAAGAAACUGUAAAGGAGAGGAGAUUAAGUUGAAGGGGGGAGUUCUGGAAGUGCAUGGGCUUAAUUGUUCAUCUUUCACUGUGGGCUUUCUCUGAGUUUGAUCUCAAUUUGAAGGCCAGUCUUUUUGUGAGAAAAGAGACGAAAAGUGUAUAUAACUGCUUUAUUUGCUGUGGAAAAGAAAGAGGAAGAACAGCUUCAAAGGUGUUAUAUUCUCUUAUUUGUUAACACAACCAUUGGUGACUGUAGGUCUACUGGGAAACUAUUCUCUAUAGGGUGCCCUAAGAAAAUGCACUAACCUGUAAAUCCAAAAUUAACAUGGUAGGGAGGAGGUAGGGCUAUCAUAUUAGCAUUUACAAGGUGCUGGGGCCAUUCCUAGACAUUAAUACAUAUUGUUUAACUGUCACAACCCUUAACUGUAAGAUAGAGAUUAUUAUACCUGUUUUAUGGACAAAGAUACUGAAGGUAGGGAGCUUAAAUGAUUUGUCUAAGAUGGACUCAA